Molecule: messenger RNA, 2051 nt
Organism: Etheostoma cragini (Arkansas darter)
Lineage: Eukaryota; Metazoa; Chordata; Actinopteri; Perciformes; Percidae
Gene: hdac3
Product: histone deacetylase 3
Exons: 15
Coding region: 150-1439 (429 amino acids)
Molecular function (GO): histone deacetylase activity
Source: RefSeq, a predicted model, not a curated record
CCCCUCGCUGAUCUGUCCCUGUCUGAUGACGUAGCCCAGUCGCUGUUUACCAUAGCGGCUAUCUGUUAGCUAAUUGAAAGAAAAUGUGGGUUUUAUAGCUGCGAGAACAGUCGUAGUUUUCGAAGCGAGUCUAAAAUAUUUCUUUCAGAAUGAACAAUAAUAGAACAUCGUAUUUUUAUGACCCAGACGUGGGCAACUUUCAUUAUGGUGCGGGCCACCCCAUGAAGCCUCACCGGUUGUCCCUGACCCACAGUCUGGUGUUGCACUAUGGACUCUACAAGAAAAUGAUGGUUUUCAAGCCAUACAAAGCGUCUCAGCACGACAUGUGUCGGUUCCACUCCGAAGACUACAUCGACUUCCUCCAGAAGGUCAGCCCCAACAACAUGCAGGGCUUCACCAAGAGCCUCAACACAUUCAACGUUGGAGACGACUGUCCGGUGUUUCCCGGCCUUUUUGAGUUUUGCUCAAGAUACACAGGAGCCUCCUUACAGGGAGCUACGCAGCUCAACCACAAGAUCUGUGACAUUGCCAUCAACUGGGCCGGAGGUUUGCAUCACGCCAAGAAAUUUGAGGCAUCUGGGUUUUGUUACGUCAAUGACAUAGUCAUCAGUAUCCUGGAGCUGCUCAAAUACCACCCUAGGGUUCUGUACAUCGACAUAGACAUUCACCACGGUGACGGCGUACAGGAAGCCUUUUACCUGACCGACCGCGUCAUGACUGUGUCCUUCCACAAAUACGGGAACUACUUUUUCCCGGGAACAGGAGACAUGUACGAGGUCGGAGCGGAGAGCGGCCGGUACUACUGCCUCAACGUCCCUCUCAGAGACGGCAUCGACGACCAGAGCUACAGACAGCUGUUCCAGCCGGUUAUUAAACAGGUGGUGGAUUUCUACCAGCCGACCUGCAUCGUUCUACAGUGUGGAGCAGAUUCUCUGGGCUGCGACAGACUCGGCUGCUUCAACCUCAGCAUACGAGGACACGGUGAGUGUGUGGAGUUUGUAAAGAGUUUUAAGAUCCCUCUGUUGGUGCUGGGGGGCGGAGGAUACACAGUGAGGAACGUGGCUCGCUGCUGGACCUUUGAGACAUCUCUGUUAUUGGACGAGUCCAUCAGCGACGAGCUGCCUUAUAGCGAGUAUUUUGAGUACUUUGCUCCAGACUUCACGCUGCAUCCUGAUGUCAGCACCAGGAUAGAAAACCAGAACUCCAGACAGUACUUGGAGCAGAUUCGCCAGACGGUGUUUGAGAACUUGAAGAUGCUGAACCACGCGCCCAGCGUCCAGAUCCACGACGUUCCCUCGGACAUGCUGAGCUACGAGCGCACCGACGAGCCCGACCCCGACGAGAGGGGGGGCGAGGAAAACUACACCAGGCCGGAGGCAGCCAAUGAGUUCUACGACGGUGACCACGACAACGACAAAGAGAGCGACGUAGAAAUUUGACCCCAGAGGAGGCAUUCUGUCCGUGUCUGCAAACAUCACGUCCUCACUGCAGAUUUAACAGAAGCGUAGACAUUUCUGACUGAAAAGACUCACAAGCUCUGCUCUUUUAUUCCUGUGUAGGUUCUUUCUAAAAAAAAAAAAACAAUCCUCAAUCAGCACGGACGUUACCUCCGGAGCCUCGUAGAUAAUGUCACCGAGUACACCUCCACACACAACUGGAUUCCCAUUUCUGUUCCGGGUUGUCAAAACUGUAACAGACAGGGUGAGCCCACAUUAGAGCAUACAUCAGUGGAAUGUAAAAGAUUACAGGAUACGAUUUCCAUAUCAAGCAGUGUUAACUUCAGGGCUCAAAAUAAGUGUGUUGUGCACAUGAACAGUCAAACAUGAUUUUUUUUAAACCAUAUUUUUCUCCACUUGUAAUCUUUUUUUUGUUAUCGCAGCGAUUGCAAAUAUUUUAAUCAAAUGAAUAGAACUUUUUGUUUGGAUUUGGGACACAGCCUAAGCAAUGGAGGUUUUCCCACACAUAAUAUUGUUUUGAGCAUCCCAAAUGUUUAACCCCUGAGAGCAAAGAGCAGCUACUUUGGAGCCCUGUGUGACAGAAAGGAGAGGAAA